CCCAGGCUGUGCGGGUCUCAGGGCCAGGAGCUGGCAGGCUGCCCUGAUGGGCGGACGGACAGCCGCCUGGCUCCCCCCUUCCCUCUCCCCUUCAGUGAUGUCAGGCCAAGGGCGGGGGCAGGAGGGGGACAGGUAGUUAAGGGCCAGGCGUCUCUCUCCCUAAACCGGUGGCCCCAGCCAAGUGUUCCAACGCCAGGGUGCAGAUGUUAUGGAGCUGGGUCUGUCUCCACCUCAUCUCAGCAGCUCCCCAGAAGAUCUGUACCUGACCCCUGGGACCCCUCCUGGGACUCCCCCGCCUCCCGAUGCCCCUCUGCCUGGGGAGGUGAAGAGGUCCCAGCCUCUGCCCAUUCCAACCAGCAGGAAUCUUCUUCGAGAGGAGGAGCUGCGGACAAGCUCUCUACCCUCCAUCCCCAACCCCUUCCCUGAGCUCUGCAGUCCUCCUUCACAGACCCCCAUUCUUGGGGGGCCCUCCAGUGCAAGGGGGCUGCUCCCUCGAGACGCCAGCCGCCCCCAUGUAGUAAAGGUGUACAGUGAAGAUGGGGCUUGCCGGUCUGUGGAGGUGGCGGCAGGUGCCACGGCUCGCUACGUGUGUGAAAUGCUGGUGCAGCGGGCUCACGCCCUGAGCGAUGAAAACUGGGGGCUGGUGGAGUGCCACCCCCAUCUGGCGCUGGAGCGGGGCUUGGAGGACCACGAGUCAGUGGUGGAAGUGCAGGCUGCCUGGCCCAUUGGUGGAGACAGCCGCUUUGUCUUCCGGAAGAACUUCGCCAAGUAUGAACUGUUCAAGAGCUCCCCACACUCCCUGUUCCCGGAAAAGAUGGUCUCCAGCUGUCUGGAUGCACACACAGGCAUAUCCCAUGAAGACCUCAUCCAGAACUUCCUGAAUGCAGGCAGCUUCCCAGAGAUCCAGGGCUUCCUGCAGCUUCGAGGGUCAGGACGGAAGCUUUGGAAACGCUUCUUCUGCUUCCUGCGCCGGUCUGGCCUCUAUUACUCCACCAAGGGCACCUCCAAGGAUCCAAGGCAUCUGCAGUAUGUAGCAGAUGUGAACGAGUCCAACGUGUACGUGGUGACCCAGGGCCGCAAGCUCUAUGGGAUGCCCACGGACUUCGGCUUCUGUAUUAAGCCAAAUAAGCUUCGAAAUGGCCACAAGGGGCUUCGGGUCUUCUGCAGCGAGGAUGAGCAGAGCCGCACCUGCUGGUUAGCAGCUUUCCGCCUCUUCAAGUAUGGGGUGCAGCUGUAUAAGAAUUAUCAGCAGGCACAGUCUCGCCACCUGCGUCCGUCCUGUGUGGGUUCCCCACCUUUGAGGAGUGUCUCUGAUAACACCCUGGUGGCCAUGGACUUCUCUGGCCAUGCUGGGCGUGUCAUCGAGAACCCCCGGGAAGCUCUGAGUGCAGCCCUGGAGGAGGCCCAGGCCUGGAGGAAGAACCAUCGUCUCAGCCUGCCCACCCCAGGCUCAGGCACGAGCCUCAGUGCAGCCAUCCACCGCACCCAACCCUGGUUCCAUGGACGCAUCUCCCGAGAGGAGAGCCAGCGGCUCAUCGGGCAGCAGGGCCUGGUGGACGGCCUGUUCCUUGUUCGAGAGAGUCAACGGAACCCACAAGGCUUUGUCCUCUCUCUGUGCCACCUGCAGAAGGUCAAACAUUAUCUCAUCCUCCCGAGCGAGGAGGAGGGCCGCCUCUACUUCAGCAUGGAUGACGGCCAGACUCGCUUCACGGACCUGCUGCAGCUUGUGCAGUUCCACCAGCUGAACCGUGGCAUCCUGCCAUGCUUGCUGCGCCACUGCUGUACCCGCGUGGCCCUCUGACGGCCACAGAAGCAGGCAUGGGUCUCAGCCUGUUCCAGGCUGGCCACUGCCCCCGAUGCUCACAGGGUGGACUUGGAGGGGGCAGAAGGUGGGGACAGGCUCAUGAACAAUUAUUGGAGGGCUCUCCUACUCCAGAGGGUCUUCUCCUCGGCCCCUCUGCCUCCCUCAGGCAGAAAGUGCUCCUCACCCACUCCACCCCCGACCUGUCUCCUCAAGAGAAGGCACUUGGGGUGGCCCUCCCCUUCACGGAACUCCUGGGCACUGCCCUGGGCAGGGCAUUUUGGGAGAAAUGGGGUAGCCCAGGUGGUCUUAUGCCCCACACUUUGUACAGACUGAGAGGCCAGUUGAUCUGCCAUGUUUUAUACUAGUGACAAUAAAGAUUAUUUUUUGAUACA
Messenger RNA from Lynx canadensis (Canada lynx), 2196 nucleotides. RefSeq names its product growth factor receptor bound protein 7 (gene GRB7). The record is from RefSeq and is a predicted model, not a curated record. The coding region runs from base 209 to 1801 and encodes 530 amino acids. Lineage: Eukaryota; Metazoa; Chordata; Mammalia; Carnivora; Felidae. The transcript has 15 exons. Gene Ontology annotation, biological process: signal transduction.